Molecule: messenger RNA, 2010 nt
Organism: Cicer arietinum (chickpea)
Lineage: Eukaryota; Viridiplantae; Streptophyta; Magnoliopsida; Fabales; Fabaceae
Product: RNA polymerase sigma factor sigE, chloroplastic/mitochondrial
Biological process (GO): regulation of DNA-templated transcription; DNA-templated transcription initiation
Molecular function (GO): DNA-binding transcription factor activity
Source: RefSeq, a predicted model, not a curated record
UGGCCGUUGAUUUUUCGCUGACAAAAAUUGUGGUUACCGUAAUUUUCGAAUUUGAGUUAAAUACUACAACCUCAUACAUAUGUACCUUCUCUCUCUUUCUCCAAUAGAUUCUUUGUGUAGAUUCUUCAACAUCUCAGAGAUCAAAGGAUCUUGGCAUUGAGAAUCUGUCAUUUGAAUUUCUUUCUGAACACUGAUUAGGCAAACUUGGUAUGGGAGUUGUGACUGUUUCUAGCUCAGCUGCUCGAACUCCACUAGGAUUGAAAACAAAGUUUUCGAGUCACCAUCCGGUACUGAAGAGACCUUUAACAGUAGCAUUUAAAGGAGAUAAACAGAAUGAUACUACUUUGGUUGCAACUCAAGAGAAAAUUCCUAUGCAAGUUGAUACAGCCAAGACACACAAGAAAAGGAUAGCGAAAACCAAAAAACUACCUAAGAAAGCAAGAGUGGUCUUCACAGAGGAAACUUUUCCGUCUUCAUUGGAUGUAGACUAUAAUGAAGCUGCUGCGAUACUUGAAAAUAUAUACAAACUUAGCCCGACAUCUGAUGUAUGUAAUGCAGACUAUAUAGAUUGUAAGAUCAAAAGAGUCUCUCGAAGGGGUAAGAAGAUUGGUGAUGUAAGUAAAGAGGAGUUAGACAAUGAUAGGGUAGUCAGAAACCAGAAUGUGAAAGCCAAACGAUUGGAUCUUGAUGAGAGGAUUGCAUUAAAAAAGAACAAUAGUGAAGAUGCAAUUCCCACACGGAAAAAAAGAAAUGUCACGAGUAAAAUUGAGAAGAUUGAUGAACUUCUUAGGGAAUAUUCAGUACCUGCUGAUUUUGUCAGUCUGGACUGGAAAAAAAUGAAAAUACCUCCAGUUCUUCAUUCUUCAGAGCAUGCAUUUUUGUUCAAGUUGAUGCAACCAAUGAAGGCACUCCAUCAAGUGAAAGAAGAUUUACAGAAGGAGCUAGCAAGAGAACCUACAGAGGAUGACAUAGCUGACGCAACACACAUGCGCACUGCUCAAGUAAAGAAAGCAAUAGAGGUCGGUCGAGCUGCAAGAAACAAGCUAAUUAAGCACAAUCUCCGGCUUGUCUUGUUCGUGAUCAACAAAUAUUUUUCAGAUUUCGCCAAUGGAUCAAGGUUUCAAGAUCUCUGUCAGGCAGGAGUUAAGGGACUUAUAACAGCGAUUGAUCGUUUUGAGCCAAAUAGGAAAUUUCGGCUUUCAACUUACAGUUUGUUUUGGAUACGACAUGCUAUCAUUCGUUCCAUGACCCUCUCAAGCUUCUCACGUGUUCCCUUUGGACUUGAGUCGGUUAGAGCAGAGAUCCGAAGAGCUAAGCUUGAGUUGACAUUUGAGCUUCAGAGGCCACCAACAGAGGAAGAAGUAAUAGAAAGAGUUCAUAUAUCCCCUGAAAGAUACCGUGACGUAAUGAGGGCAUCUAAACCCCUUCUUUCGCUGCAUUCGAGACAUCUAAUCACGCAAGAAGAGUUUAUCGAUCGGGUUGUUGAUGAUGGUGGUGUUGAUGGUGAUAAUAGGAGGCAACCUGCUCUGCUAAGGCUUGCUCUUGAUGACGUGCUUGAUUCCCUAAAGCCUAAGGAGAACUUGGUGAUCAGACAGAGAUUUGGACUUGAUGGUAAGGGUGACAGAACUUUGGGAGAAAUCGCCUCAAACUUGAACAUCUCUAGGGAAAUGGUGAGAAAGCACGAAGUCAAGGCUCUCAUGAAGCUCAAGCAUGCAGCUCGGUUGGAUUAUCUUCGUCGCUAUGUUGUAUAAAUCGGCUAAUUUGUAUGAUUACCUUAUACAAAUACUUGUGUUUGUGGUUGAACCAGCUUACCUAGUCACAUAGUAUAGUGAUGAUUUGCAUCACCGGUCAUUUAAAUUCCCCAGAUCAUAAUUCAUAUGUAAUUUGUAUACCAUAGACUUGAAAUCGCACAAUGUACAUAACCGCCUAUACAUGUUACAUGUAAUGCUUCUUCUUUUGAUGAAUAUACAUUCUACAACGGACGAGAUGUUGUAAUGGUGUUGGGUGUAA